Molecule: messenger RNA, 345 nt
Organism: Caenorhabditis remanei
Lineage: Eukaryota; Metazoa; Nematoda; Chromadorea; Rhabditida; Rhabditidae
Exons: 1
Coding region: 1-345 (114 amino acids)
Source: RefSeq, a predicted model, not a curated record
AUGUCUAUUAUUAGCAAACCCCUUCCAACUCAAUCCUGGGCUAUUGCCAUCAAGGACUUCGAAACUGGAGAGAUCGAGUGGAUCUCCUACACGGAGAGAAAACACGAGACCACUUAUGGAGGAAAUCUACACUGGACGAGUCAACUGAAAUUGGAGCAUUUCACGGAUCCAAUCUACAGCAAAGAGGAGAAUCCGUUAUUCAAGAAGAGACCGUCGAAGGGAGAGAAGAUUCUAGUGAAUGGAGGACAAUCGGGAGUGGCGACUGGAAGAGGGAAGCCAGGAAAGAUCAAUAGAGGCGCAGAGGCGAAGAUUCAGAAGAACGUGUCGAUUCAACAGCCAAAGUGA